AAAAACUUUGAGACAUUUUGGGGUAGUAUUUGUUUCGAGAAAUGAAUUGGGAAAAUUGAUUAUAUGAACAAUGUACAUUUGCUUGAUUUGGUUGAAAUUGUUAUAGAGUCACUUAGGUCUAUCCAAGCUUGCCCAAGGUCAAUAUCAGAGAGAAUAGUCCACAAGUUUGCCACAAUGAACAAGAAGCCAUCAGAUAUCAGACACAAUCCAUAUCAUGAAUUGGAAGCAGCAUAUGUAGCUCAAAUUUGCUUAACCUGGGAAGCUCUUAAUUGGAAUUACAAGAACUUUGAACGUAAAAGAGCUGCACGCAAAGAUUUUGACUGCCCUGCCAUCAUUGCUCAGCAAUUUCAACAAUUCCAAGUUCUUUUACAAAGAUACAUUGAAAAUGAGCCUUAUGAGCAAGGCCGGAGACCAGAGGUAUAUGCCAGGAUGAGGCUUUUGGCACCAAAGUUGCUUCUGGUUCCAGAAUAUCGAGAUUUUGAGGAUAAUCAAAGGGAUGAAGGUUUUGGCUCAAGAAUUUCAGCAGAUUCAUUUCUGGUGAUAAUGGAAGAUGGAAUCCAAACCUUCAUGAAUUUUCUCAAGGCAGACAAAGAGAAACCAUAUCAAAUCAUUAAAGCAUUCUUUGGGAGGAAGAGAAGAGGUUCAGUUGACCCAUCACUUGUCCAACUCAUGAAAAAAGUUAAUGUUAAAAAAAAGACGAAGCUUAAUGACCUUCGCCGGGCUCACAAAUGCAUAAGGAAAAGAAAACUGAAGGUGGUGAAAGAGAUGGAGAUAUUGAUGGGUCUAGUAGACCUGAAAGUGGUGUCUAGGGUGUUGAGAAUCAGUGAUCUAAGUGAAGAACAAUUGCAUUGGUGUGAAGAGAAGAUGAGCAAAGUGAGGAUUUUGGAAGGGGAACUCCAAAGAGAUUCCUCACCACUUUUUUUCCCAGUACAUUGACCCAUCAGUCCAAGAUUAUAUGCAAAAAUAGUGUUGUUGCUUU
Durio zibethinus is the source of this 979-nucleotide messenger RNA. NCBI's taxonomy places the organism in Eukaryota, Viridiplantae, Streptophyta, Magnoliopsida, Malvales, Malvaceae. The record is from RefSeq and is a predicted model, not a curated record.